UUCACCAAAGUGGUGAGACGUUGACGCAGCUCUGCGUUCCCGCCCCUGGCCCAAUGUCGAAUGAGGCGGCGGCGGCAUCUUCUUGUGAGCGCUGCCUAGGAAACGGGUUGGGUUGGGCUGCUGAGGGGAGGCAAUGCGCUUGAGAAGGCUGAAGAAGAAGAAGAGGAGGAGGAGGGAGCGCCACUCACUCGUCUCCCGGCACCCCAGCCUGCCUCCUCCACCUCCUCUUCAAGCUGCCGUCUACAAGCGCCGCUUCUGCUGCUCACAGGAAUUUCCUGUCAUCACACUAAUAAGUUGCAAAUGCCUUACAAUGAAAAUCCAUAGAAGAUGGUGUUAUUCCACAGUCAAAGCUGUGUCAGAAUGAACACAACCUUAUCAGUGGUAUUUUAACACAUUGAUCUCAUUUUGCACAUCAGCUGCACUUUUUACACCACUGAAAACUACAGACGCGUUUGAAUACAAGGACUUUCCCUUUGCAAGAAGCUAGGAAGAUGCAAUAGGGGGGGAUGCACAGCUCUGGCAUUCUGCAAGCAGUGAUUGUAACACUAACAAGCUCAUUCUCCUUUGGAUGGAAUUGACACGCACAGUUUUGCAUGGCACUGAUUUCCUGUAUCUGUGUGCCUCCCCCACCCCCUUGAAGUUGUCCGGGUUGCAAAACAGCGGGAAAGCAGCAGCUGCUCGUCUCUGGCAGUAGAAGAUUAUGGUGGCGGCUCAGCACUAGGAAAAGCAGCAGCAGCGGUGGCUGUAGCAGCAGAGCAGGACUCUGUCUGGAUGCAUUUUCCACUGAAAAUCAUCACCGGAAAGUGCAGCCUGAAGACUUGGCAGCCAAGCGGGAAUUGACAGCGUUUGGAAAGGGGGAAACUGGGGAAGGCAAAGGACGUGGGGGUGGGGGCAGCACCAGUUUUUCCCCGUGUGCUUGUGGGCAGGGGGGGUUGAUUAUCAUGGCGGAUCGGACAGCUCCUAGAUGCCAGCUCCGUCUGGAGUGGGUGUAUGGGUAUAGGGGUCACCAGUGCCGCAACAACCUGUACUACACGGCAGGCAAGGAAGUGGUUUACUUCGUAGCUGGAGUCGGAGUGGUUUAUAAUACCAGAGAGCACAGCCAGAAAUUUUUCUUGGGGCACAAUGAUGACAUUAUCAGCCUGGCUCUGCACCCGGAUAAAACCCUGGUUGCCACAGGGCAGGUUGGGAAGGACCCUUACAUUUGCAUCUGGGAUUCUUAUAAUGUGCAGACUGUUUCUAUCCUGAAAGAUUCACAUACCCAUGGAGUUGCCUGCUUGGCUUUUGAUUCAGAUGGCCAGCGCUUAGCUUCAGUGGGACUCGAUGCCAAAAAUACAGUCUGCAUUUGGGACUGGAAAAAAGGAAAAUUGCUGGCAACAGCAACUGGCCACUCAGAUAGGAUUUUUGAUAUUUCCUGGGAUCCAUAUCAACUCAACAGAUUAGCUAGCUGUGGUGUGAAACAUAUCAAGUUUUGGACCUUGUGUGGAAAUGCCUUGACAGCCAAAAGAGGAAUAUUUGGGAAGACAGGAGACCUACAAACCAUACUCUGUUUGUCCUGUGCAAAAGAUGAUGUUACUUACUCUGGUGCUUUAAAUGGAGACAUUUAUGUCUGGAAAGGGCUAACCUUAGUCCGCACAAUCCAAGGAGCUCAUGGUGCUGGAAUUUUUAGCAUGUAUGCAUGUGAGGAAGGUUUUGCCACUGGUGGAAGAGAUGGUUGUAUUCGGUUAUGGGACACUGAUUUCAAGCCAAUAACUAAAAUUGAUCUCAGGGAGACUGAACAAGGAUACAAAGGUUUGUCCAUCCGAAGCGUGUGUUGGAAAGCAGAUCGACUUUUAGCAGGGACCCAAGACAGUGAAAUAUUUGAGGUGAUUGUGAGAGAAAGAGAUAAGCCAAUGCUGAUAAUGCAGGGUCACUGUGAAGGAGAACUCUGGGCUCUGGCGGUGCAUCCCAAGAAACCGUUAGUUGUCACGGGCAGUGAUGAUCGAUCCGUGCGUUUAUGGAGCCUAGCUGACCAUGCCUUGAUUGCCCGUUGUAAUAUGGAGGAAGCCGUGCGGAGUGUAUCUUUCAGUCCUGAUGGAUCUCAGCUAGCCCUGGGAAUGAAAGAUGGUUCUUUCAUUGUUCUGAGAGUGAGAGAUAUGACAGAGGUAGUUCAUAUUAAAGAUAGGAAAGAAGUAAUUCAUGAAAUGAAGUUUUCACCAGAUGGCUGCUUCCUUGCUGUGGGAUCCAAUGAUGGUCCAGUAGAUAUCUAUGCAGUUGCUCAGCGCUACAAAAAAACAGGAGAAUGCAGCAAGUCUUCUAGUUUUAUCACACAUAUUGAUUGGUCUUUGGACAGCAAGUUCUUGCAAACUAAUGAUGGUGCUGGAGAACGCUUCUUCUACAGGAUGCCAUCUGGAAAACCUUUAACAAGCAAAGAUGAGAUCAAAGGGAUUCAUUGGGCCUCCUGGACUUGUGUAAUAGGAUCAGAAGUGAAUGGAAUCUGGCCGAAGUAUAGUAAUGUUACUGAUAUCAAUUCUGUCGAUGGAAAUUACAACAAUGCAGUCCUGGUGACGGGAGAUGACUUUGGUUUGGUUAAAUUGUUCAGAUUUCCUUGUCUAAAGAAAGGAGCCAAAUUUAGAAAAUAUGUUGGUCACUCUGCACAUGCCACAAAUGUCCGCUGGUCACAUGACUUUCAGUGGGUAAUAAGUACUGGAGGUGCAGAUCAUUCUGUUUUUCAGUGGCGGUUUAUUCCAGAAGGUAUAACAAAUGGAAUCCUUGAAACAACACCCCAAGAAAGUGGCAUUGAUUCACACAGCGAAGAAUCAGAUUCUGAUUUAUCUGAUGUGCCAGAAUUAGACUCAGAUAUUGAGCAGGAAGCUCAAAUCAACUAUAUCCGACAGGUUUACAAAGAAGAUCUACCUCAGCUGAAACAGCAAAGUAAAGAGAAAAACCAUUCAGUGCCCUUCCUUAAAAGAGAGCGAGCCCCUGAGGACAGUUUAAAGCUGCUGUUUAUACAUGGUUACAGAGGCUAUGACUGUCGAAACAAUUUGUUCUACACACAAACUGGGGAGGUGGUUUACCAUAUUGCUGCUGUUGCUGUUGUGUACAAUAGACAACAACACACCCAAAGACUGUAUCUUGGUCACGAUGAUGAUAUCCUCAGCCUAGCCAUCCAUCCAGUGAAAGACUAUGUUGCUACUGGACAGGUUGGAAGAGAUGCUGCUAUUCAUGUGUGGGAUACACAGACACUCAAAUGUUUGUCACUGCUAAAAGGCCAACACCAGCGGGGCGUGUGCACACUUGAUUUUUCAGGUAAGAAGCUACUAGAAGGGAAAAGGGAAACCAUACAGAAGGAUGAAAGGGAUAAACUGCUGUGGGAAGAAAAGCUUGAUGAAAAAUAA
Molecule: messenger RNA, 3374 nt
Organism: Gekko japonicus
Lineage: Eukaryota; Metazoa; Chordata; Lepidosauria; Squamata; Gekkonidae
Product: echinoderm microtubule-associated protein-like 6
Exons: 17
Coding region: 942-3374 (810 amino acids)
Molecular function (GO): microtubule binding
Source: RefSeq, a predicted model, not a curated record